Messenger RNA from Phragmites australis (common reed), 2355 nucleotides. RefSeq names its product probable L-type lectin-domain containing receptor kinase S.5. Gene Ontology annotation, cellular component: plasma membrane. Bases 1 to 2217 code for a protein of 738 amino acids. Gene Ontology annotation, molecular function: protein kinase activity; carbohydrate binding; ATP binding. Lineage: Eukaryota; Viridiplantae; Streptophyta; Magnoliopsida; Poales; Poaceae. The transcript is spliced from 2 exons. Gene Ontology annotation, biological process: protein phosphorylation. The record is from RefSeq and is a predicted model, not a curated record.
AUGGCCUUCCUGGUUAGUAAGCUUCCGUUACCCUUUGUCCCCUAUUUCAGCACUACCGUCCUGCUCCUCAUUUGCUCGCUGCCCUCUUGCUCCCUCGCAAAAUCAUGCAAAUGCUCCGGCUCCGGCCAGGAUCAGUCUGGAAUCCCCAGUGUGAGCUCUACAUUCAAGCAAACGAUGGGCUUCCUGUUCCUCACGAAAUCAAAUAGAUCCGUAGAUGAGGGGACUGUCGUCCUCGGAUCUUAUAAAACUCACCACCCGAGACUCAACUUGUCCAACAACGUUUCGUUCUUCAUCAACCAACCGAUUCCUUUGUGGGAACACAAGUAUGAAGGGAUGGUCCUCUAUGAGGCGUCGUUCAGCUUUUUCUUCACUAUGAGCAUCUACCAGCAGAACAACCAGACGAAUAGUAGCCUGGCCUUCACCAUGCACCCUUUUUUUGUCUAUUAUUACAGUCCUAACAUGUCUUGUCCACCGAGUGGGGCCUCCAACCCCACAUCCAGAACUGUCACCGGAAGCAACGUCUCCGUCCAGAUCAGCGAAAGCACAGUUUCAGUUUACGGGACAAAAUUUUAUCCCGGUAAAAAUAUCUGGGUACAAAUUGACAUAGAGUCGCUGGACUCUUCCUCCGUGGCGAACGAGUAUAGAGUGUGGAUUGAUUAUGACCAUGUUGGGCACCUCAUGUCAGUCUAUGUCGACGCUGAUGAAGGAACACCGAAGCCUCUAGACGCCAUAGCCAACAAGACCCUCAACAUCAGCGACAUCAUGUCACCACUCGCAUACUUCGGCUUCUUCUCCUCGAUGGUGCAACUCCUACAACUUGACACAUGGAACUUGACAUUCGACGCGCUACCCGAUUUUGAUUUCUCAGGGUCACAGGGGAAAAGGACCGUCAUAUUGUCUUCAGUCCUUGGAUCGGCAGCUUUCACUGCCAUCACGGCUGCUGUUGUAUACUUGUACUUCAACUCCAAGUACAGGAGGUGGACGAAGGAGCAGGAAAAGCUCGCCAAGAUCAUGCAGGGCCUCCCCGGCGUGCCGACCCAGGUCGACUACGCCGACAUCAGAAAGGCCACCAAUAACUUCCAUGAGACGAUGAAGCUGGGGAAGGGAGGAUUUGGGGCCGUCUACCGAUGUACUAUUCCUGCUGCUGCUGCUUCUAGGACGGGGCGAGCGAUGGAGGUGGCGGUCAAGAAAUUCAUGCGGGAGGUUGAGAACCGGCGCUACAACGACUUCCUCGCCGAGGUUAGCAUCAUAAACCGUCUGCGCCACAUGAACAUCGUCCCGCUGGUCGGCUGGUCUUACAACAAAGGAGUGCCCCUGCUUGUCUACGAGUACAUGACGAAUGGUAGCUUGGACCAACAUCUAUUUCGGGGAGGCGGCAACGGGCAGCAGCACGAUGAUGCAGCUAUUCAACACUGGGACAACCGCUAUGGCAUUGCACGGGAUGUUGCGACCGGCCUGCACUACGUUCAUCAUGAGCACGAGCCGAUGGUGCUGCACCGCGACAUCAAGGCGAGCAACAUCAUGCUCGACUCAACCUUCCGCGCCCGUCUUGGCGACUUUGGUAUCGCCUGCACGGUUGCCGUUGACAGGAGCUCCGUCACCGGGGUCGCUGGCACCAUCGGCUACAUAGCACCAGACUACGCGAUCAGCCAUAAGGCCACUCGCCAGAGUGACACCUAUGCUUUUGGGGUGCUCAUCCUCGAGAUUGUUACAGGCAAGAAGAAUGGGGAUGUCCCACCGGACGACGACCACAUUACGGAUUGGGUCUGGCGUCUUCACAGGGAGGGGAAGCUGCUCGAGGCUGUGGAUGCCGGCGUGCUCGCCGCAGAGGGCCAUCAACUGGACGCUGCCGACGAGGCCAAACGUCUACUGCUCCUUGGUUUGGCGUGCACCAACCCCAACCCGUUGAAUCGCCCGAGCAUGGUGGAAGUGGUGCAGGUCAUCACCAAGUUGGCGCCGCCACCAGACGUGCCCCUUGAGAGGCCAACGUUCGUGUGGCCGCCCGAAGACUGGCGUUCACGCAACUCUGUGUAUAGCACGGCUGUGUCGACUAAUUGGGACGAGAGCUCAGCGAGCACGAUCGAGCUGGUGCAGGUCAGCCAGGAGCAACCGCCGUCGACUGCCUUCGGAGGACAUGGCUCCGUUUAUACCACAGCGACGAGUGGCGGCCGUGCUGGGACUGAGAGUCGUUUCGAGGAGGCACAGAGCAGAAUGUAGCGGCUACGCGCUAGAGCAAAUUAAAUGGUCGUCGUCGAUCCCUCCGUCAGCGGUGACCCUCCGGUGGCAGAGGCAGACUACAAAAGAUCCAACAGGAUCACUCUCUCUGCCUUUGGCCUCUGGACCCAAUGCGUCUAU